Molecule: messenger RNA, 1136 nt
Organism: Ochotona curzoniae (black-lipped pika)
Lineage: Eukaryota; Metazoa; Chordata; Mammalia; Lagomorpha; Ochotonidae
Gene: SMAGP
Product: small cell adhesion glycoprotein
Exons: 4
Coding region: 359-655 (98 amino acids)
Source: RefSeq, a predicted model, not a curated record
CCACCCCUCGGCCCGCCUCGGCGGGAGAGCGACGCGCGUCCCUCGGCCCGCUCGGCCCCGCUCGGCCUCUCCCCGGCCCCGCGCGCUCGGCCGUGCCCGCCCCGGGUCGAGUUCAAAAGGACGCGCGGGGCGCCGUCGCCCUUCCCCGAGGCUCGUCUGACUGGAAAGGUGAGCACGCGGAGGAGGGGACUGAGGGCGGGCCGGCCCGGUCGCCCACACGCACACGACAGGAACUGAAACCGAGAGCGGCCGCGGCUCGGCGGCUCGGCAGGCGAAGGGCGCCCCGGGACGCACGGCCACGCGUUCUCUCCGGGCGCGCGGAUCCGCCCCUCCCUCCAGUGCCUGACCUUUAGCCACGAUGACCAGCUUCCCAGCCACACCUCCUCCUCCAGAAGGACUGCUGACAACCCCAAUUCUGCAGGGCCCCGGGGCCCUAUCCCCAGAAGCCGAAGAAGCCAGCACAGCACUCAUUGCAGUUGUCAUCACCGUGGUCUUCCUCACCCUGCUCUCAGUCGUGAUCUUAAUCUUCUUCUACCUGUACAAGAACAAAGGCACCUACGUCACCUAUGAGCCCGCAGAAGGCGAGCCCAGCGCCACAGUCCAGAUGGAGAGUGAAUCGGCCAAAGGCACAGAGAAGGAAGAGUAUUUCAUCUAAAUGACUCCUGGGCCCUGGGCAGGAUGAUCCUGCCUCCGGCUGUUUUCUCUGGAGCCAGGGGAAAGCACUGAUGGACGUGGGCAAAAUCAGGCUCCUUCCGGGACACGGGCCCAAGUGCCGACUUCGAUGAAUCCAGGGACGUGGAGGAAGCUGCCUGUGCUGUGUUUACUCUAGCACCUGUGUCACCCGAGUGGUCCAAAUGGGGGCCGUUGGAGCAGCUGCACGGUCUUUGCUUUUCUCACAGGUUGAAGAGAGGGCCAAGUCAGGGCCACUGGCUGCUCCCUGCAGUGCCCUCAUCUUCCUGAAGGCCGGCUCCCACGGUGCGGCCUGGCCAGGGGCGCACGAAACUAUGGAGAGCUCAGUGAGCUUCGUCCUGACUAGCGCCCUCCCAUCCCUUCGUCUGCGCUCUUCCUUCCCUCAUUCCUGACAGCCUCAAACUGAAGGCCAUUUGUAUCUUAAUUAAACUUUUCAAUAACUCAGA